Talaromyces stipitatus ATCC 10500 is the source of this 1310-nucleotide messenger RNA. RefSeq names its product U1 small nuclear ribonucleoprotein 70 kDa. Gene Ontology annotation, biological process: mRNA splicing, via spliceosome. Gene Ontology annotation, molecular function: mRNA binding; U1 snRNA binding. Bases 127 to 1272 code for a protein of 381 amino acids. The transcript has 4 exons. NCBI's taxonomy places the organism in Eukaryota, Fungi, Ascomycota, Eurotiomycetes, Eurotiales, Trichocomaceae. Gene Ontology annotation, cellular component: U2-type prespliceosome; precatalytic spliceosome; U1 snRNP. The record is from RefSeq and is a predicted model, not a curated record.
GACUCUCAAGGUUCAUGAAACGAACCCCCGACAUCUGCUAGUGUUCGAUAACACGAGCUACUAGCUAUUUACCAUAGACGUUCAAGUUGAAUAUUGUCUUUAUAGGGUGUUUCGACUCUAGGCAAGAUGACAGACAAGCUCCCCCCUAACCUCCUUGCCCUGUUCGCACCGCGUCCACCAUUACGCUACAUCCCGCCCACCGAUCGCGCUCCCGAUGAUUGCAAGAAAAGUACUAUUAGUGGUGUCGCUGGCCUGGUCGGCGAAUUGAAGAAAUACGGUGAAGAAGUUCCUUACAAUGCCACCGAAAGCUGGCUACAACGCCGUGCGCGUCUGAAGCUCGAAAAGAAGGAACGCAUGGAACGCUUGCUUACGGAGGGUGUCGAGAAAUAUGAUCCUUCGAACGACGCGCAGAUUCGCGGAGAUCCAUUCAGGACGCUUUUUGUCGCGCGUCUCAGUUAUGAUGUUAAAGAGUCAGACUUGGAGCGGGAGUUCGGACGAUUUGGGCCUAUUGAGAGGAUUCGCAUUGUCAAAGAUACCGAGAAACAGAAUUCGAAAAAGCCACAUCGAGGAUAUGCAUUCAUUGUUUAUGAGCGCGAAAAAGACAUGAAAGCUGCUUACAAGGAAACCGACGGUAUUCGCAUAAAAGAUCGGCGAGUAUUAGUUGAUGUUGAACGUGGUCGUACAGUCAAAGGUUGGAAACCGCGACGCUUCGGAGGUGGCCUUGGUGGUCGUGGUUACACGAAAACUACCCCUGCACGUCCGCUUGGGCCCGGGGGUUUCAACGCACCGUCUGGACCAGGUGGCUUUAGAGGUGGGUUUGGUGGAAGAGGUGGAGGUUUCCGUGGAGGCUUCCGAGGUGACCGCGGUUUCGGCAAUCCCAGAGGAGGUGUUGGUUUUCAAGGUAGUCGAAACGGAUUCGGAGGACAAGCUCCACCAAAUGCUCCUUCAGGCCCUGGAGGCGGUCGCAUCGGUGAUAGGAGAGGUGAUGGCAGGCUUGACCGUGAUCCUAGGAGGGCAACUGGUAGUAAUCAGGAACCGGUAAGGCCGCGUGAUGGGUAUGGUGGUGAUCGGGAUCGCCGUGACAGGGACAGAGACAGGGAUAGGGAUCGUGACCGCUAUGGUGACAGAGACGGCGACCGACGCGAUCGUGACCGUGAUAGAGAUUGGGACCGUGACAGAAACCGCCAUGGAGGAGGAAGGGAUGAUCAGUCUCGCAAGCGAUAUCAUGAAGGUGAUGGAUAUGACGACCCCCGAACAAAGAGAAGGUAUUAAACUUCAAGUUGCCAUUGAUCCCGUAACUACUGCGGGAG